GCGCGUAUUUACAGUGGGAACCAUCUGCUUUCUUGUGACCGACCAAACCGGCCACAGUAAAGUUAAAAUUAAUAUUAUUAAUAAAACGUGGUGAAGCCGUUGAACCUGGUGCUUCCUGUCCGGCAGAGGGCUGCCUCUGCUCUGCUGCUGAAUAUAGGUCACACGCUGUCUGACAACACCUCUCUGGAUUUGCUGACAGGCGAGACUCACUUCCUUUCUUCCUCGGGACAGGUCUCCUCUUCCCAGUGGGAGCAAAGAGAGACCAUGCGACCUCAUUGUCAUGUGCUGAAGAUCAGUGUGUGGUGAGCUGUGUUUGACAUUAGCAGAGAUGAAGGCUGGAGUCAGGGCGCAGGUUUUGGACAGAGCUGCAGCCACCUGCAUCCUAACGCUGUGUCUGGGCUGUUUACACGUGAUCGCCCUCAAACCCAAACUUUUCACCAGGUUUGGUGGGUCAGCUUACUCAACUGAGACUCCCAUCAGCUAUGAAACACUUUAUUUUGACCAGAGGAUUGAUCAUUUUGGCUUCCUAGAGGAUGGCACCUUCAAACAGCGGUACCUUGUGGCAGACAAACACUGGCAGCAGCCUGGAGGACCCAUUUUGUUCUACACCGGCAAUGAAGGCGACAUCACAUGGUUCUGCAACAAUACUGGAUUCAUGUGGGAAGUUGCGGAGGAGUUGGGCGCCAUGCUGGUAUUUGCAGAACAUCGUUACUAUGGAGAGUCCCUGCCAUUUGGACAAGACUCUUACAGUGACAGCAAACACCUGAACUACCUGACCUCAGAGCAGGCCCUGGCAGAUUUUGCAGUGCUUAUUCAGAAUCUGAAGAGCACUUUACCAGGAGUGCAGCAAAGCCCUGUCAUUGCUGUUGGAGGUUCCUAUGGAGGGAUGCUAUCUGCUUGGUUCAGGAUGAAAUACCCCAAUAUAGUAGUUGGAGCUCUGGCAGCCUCCGCACCAAUAUGGCAGUUCCCUGGUAUGGUGCCAUGUGGGAACUUCUACAAAAUAGUCACACAGGACUUUGCCAGAAGUGGAUAUAACUGUGAUGCGAACAUCAGAAUUUCAUGGAAGGCUAUUAACAAUGUCUCUUCCACUGCGUCUGGUCUUGAGUGGCUGUCUGAAGAAUUCAGUUUAUGCACCCCCCUUAAAAACAAGAAUGAUGCUGUCGGCUUCAAGAACUGGCUUCAGGAGACUUGGGUAAAUCUGGCAAUGGUGGACUACCCCUAUGAAGCGAAUUUUCUGCAGCCUCUACCUCGCUGGCCAAUCCAGGUGGUGUGCAAGUAUCUUGCUUUCGAGUCCACCGUGUCUGACUACCAGCUGCUGCACGGUGUGUCCCAAGCAGCAAAGGUCUACUACAACUACACUGGAAGUGCCUCCUGUCUCAACACAUCUCAGACGGCAACCGGCAGCCUCGGGUUCCUCGGCUGGUUUUACCAGGCCUGCACAGAGAUGGUGAUGCCCAUGUGCACAGAUGGCGUUCAGGACAUGUUUGAACCUGAGGAAUGGAACUUCCAGGCCUUUUCUGAUGAGUGUAACUCCAUGUUUGGUGUCAGGCCACGAGCAGACUGGGCGGGCACAGUCUAUGGGGCAAAGGACAUCGCCUCUCACAGCAACAUCAUCUUCAGUAAUGGAGAACUCGACCCCUGGUCGGCUGGUGGGGUGACUCACAACAUUACAGAUUCUCUGGUUUCCAUUAUGAUUCCUGAUGGAGCUCAUCACUUGGACCUCCGCUACAGCAAUGACUAUGACACGCCUUCAGUCCGUGCAGCGCGGGCGUUAGAGGUGAUGUAUUUUCGAGAGUGGAUCGGACAGGCUAAAAAAACACCUCAAACUGCAUCAAUUCCUUAGUCCCUGAAAGCAGCACAAUGUUACCUGACUGGGAUAUUCUUGAUAUCCAGGAUUGCUUAGCUUUAAUUUACAUGGUAUUUCACAGGGUGCUCUAGGAAUCUUUAUGCCAAAGUUUGUGCCUUUUUUAAUCAGUGUUAGAGAUAGGUUUUAAAACAUUAAGUACUGACUUUUAUGUAAAAAUGUAGACA
Messenger RNA from Plectropomus leopardus (leopard coralgrouper), 2031 nucleotides. It is a transcript of the gene prcp, whose product is annotated as prolylcarboxypeptidase (angiotensinase C). Gene Ontology annotation, molecular function: serine-type exopeptidase activity; dipeptidyl-peptidase activity. The record is from RefSeq and is a predicted model, not a curated record. Gene Ontology annotation, biological process: regulation of blood vessel endothelial cell migration; negative regulation of systemic arterial blood pressure; proteolysis. NCBI's taxonomy places the organism in Eukaryota, Metazoa, Chordata, Actinopteri, Perciformes, Serranidae.